GGCAGGCAGGCAGGCAGACAGGGUCACUCCUUCCUUAUGCCAAAUAGUGGCCACAGCGUCUUUCACAUGGCCUCUCUGCCUCGUUUGACUGGCCCACCCACUCCCUUCCUCCCCUUCGCCGCCCGUGAAACUUCCCAACUCCCCCCUCUUUGACUACUGCUUGGAACGGCAACAGGUCGUGUGCUUGUCUCCAACGUCAACCCGCCGUCUUUGCUGUCGCCUCGGCUCCUGGCUAACGCACUGGUCGCCAGUAAACGGCGUCGCCUGCAGCCCUCUGUCACGCGCCACCUCGUCGAUCGCGCUCGUUGCUCGCCUCGACUGCUAUCCACGGGGCCUCUCAUCAGGAAAUGCCCAAUUCGUGAAUUAUUCUUCUCGUUUGGAUUCUCGAUUCUUCUCUUAACCCAACUCAUUUCCUCUCACAACCCACUGCUACGUCGCCCGAAAUGUCGCCCGCCGCCGCCAUCGCCAACGGCGAGCACGGACACGUGCGCUUCAUCCCCCAGACGUACGACAACACCGACUCGCGCCGCUCCGCCCUCAAGCUCAUUCUCACUCUCAUGCCUCACUGGGCUGCCGAUGAGGCCCACAUUGACCUUGUCCGCUUCACCGAUGGCAUCACCAACACGCUGCUAAAGGCCGUCAACCGUCGCCCUGGCCAGUCCAAGGCAGACAUGGACCGCGACGCCAUCCUUUUGCGGGCCUAUGGCAACGGCACCGACGUGCUCAUUGACCGUGAGCGCGAGGCCGCUAAUCAUGAGCUGCUUAUGCGCUACAACCUCGCCCCUGAGCUGCUGGCCCGCUUCGCAAACGGCAUGCUUUACCGCUUCAUUCCCGGGGCCGUCGCACAGCCCAAAGACCUGGCCAACCCCGACAUUCUUUCCGCCGUGGCGAGGAGGCUCGCCCAGUGGCACGCGACUGUCCCCUGCCUUCCAGGCUCGGGCGUCAAGUCUGACAACUCUAGCACCGGUGCCGCCAAUGGCGACGAUGAACGUGCCAAGAUCAUCAAUGCCGCUCCUGGCAAGCCGUUCCCCAAUGUCUGGACGACCAUGCAGAAGUGGAUCUUGGCGCUUCCGACCGAUACGCAGCAGCAGAGAGAGCGCCGUGAUCGUCUGCAAAGUGAGCUCGAGGGCAUGAUUCAGAAGCUGAGCCAGCGUCCAGGCCUCGGCGACAACGGGCUGGUCUUUGCUCACUGCGACCUCCUCAGUGCCAACGUCAUCAUCCACCGCCAGGGUAAUGCCGCUACGACGGUGAGCUUCAUCGACUACGAAUAUGGCACCCCAUCACCCGUGGCCUUCGACGUCGCAAACCAUUUCGCGGAAUGGGCCGGCUAUGACUGCGACUACGCUGCGGUCCCCACACGGGCUCAGCGGCUGGCCUUUGUCCGCGAAUACAUCAAGGCGUAUGCCAAGCUGUCUGGCACCGCCAUGGAUGAGGAGGAGGAGACGCAGAAGCUGAUGGAUGAGGUGGACGAGUUCCGUGGGGUCCCGGGUUUCUAUUGGGGCAUCUGGUCUCUGAUCCAGGCCACCAUCUCACACAUUGACUUUGACUACGCCUCGUACGCUGAGGAGCGGCUGGGCGAGUAUUGGGCGUACAAGGCCGAGGUGGAUGGCAGCCGCGAAGCAUCCGGCAAGGAAAUGCCGCUCCGGGAGAAGACGUGGUCAAGCCGCGAAUGAAGCAGGCCAAGCAAGAACAGGGGGAGACAACGGGGGCGCUUCAUCAUCACCACCACUACGUCCGGCGCUAGUAUGCGGAAUCGCGACGCCGCCCAGCUUAUCAUUCCGCGGAGCGAAGAGCGAGCUGGAGAGGCAUCGCGCUCGCCGGCGACGCAAGACGAUGACCUAGGCCCGAUUGCGGAGCAGCACUCGCCGGCAAGGCUCCGAAUGGGGUACGAGCAGCGAUGAGCGCGCUCGGUACAACGUAACGACACAAGAGACGGUUGAUACGCAAAAGCUAGAUCGGGGAAUGGGCCAGAAGACGUGGCAGCCAUUCAACAUAGCGCUCCUGGGAUAUAACACUGGUGGUACUACUUAUCAUGUACCCGAGUCGCAGUAGGACCAUUAACUCAGUACUCGUACGACAGCAGAGCAACUUAAUACACAUGACACUUUAUAAGUCGCG
Messenger RNA from Purpureocillium takamizusanense, 2118 nucleotides. RefSeq names its product Ethanolamine kinase. Gene Ontology annotation, biological process: phosphatidylcholine biosynthetic process; phosphatidylethanolamine biosynthetic process. Gene Ontology annotation, molecular function: choline kinase activity; ethanolamine kinase activity. Gene Ontology annotation, cellular component: cytoplasm. The coding region runs from base 444 to 1673 and encodes 409 amino acids. The record is from RefSeq and is a predicted model, not a curated record. The transcript has 2 exons. Lineage: Eukaryota; Fungi; Ascomycota; Sordariomycetes; Hypocreales; Ophiocordycipitaceae.